AUGCCGCUCUCUUCGAUUCCUUCAGAUGCCGUCAAGUGCGCAGAAUACAUCUUUUCAAGGCUCUAUAGCCUUGGCAUACGUUCUGUUUUCGGUGUUCCUGGAGACUACAACCUACGUCUUCUGGACUUUGUUGAGCCUGCAGGGCUUCAUUGGGUGGGCAAUUGUAACGAGCUUAAUGCCGCCUAUGCUGCCGAUGGAUACUCCAGAAUAAAUGGAAUCAGCGCUCUCAUCACUACGUUUGGCGUGGGCGAACUAUCAGCUGCCAAUGGCGUAGCUGGUGCAUAUGCUGAGAAGGCGCCCAUUGUCCACAUCGUGGGCACACCGGCCCGAAGCCUUCAGGACCGACGAGUGUUCAUGCACCAUACACUUGCAACGGGCGAUUAUCGUCAGUUCGCUGCCAUUCAUCAACAAAUCACGGCCGCUCAAGUCAACUUGGUGGACCCUCGGACAGCCCCGGACCAAAUCGACUGGGUUCUACAAGAAGCCCUGUUCCACCAGCGACCGGUGUACAUUGAGGUUCCCGAUGAUAUGGCGGAUGCCUUGGUUUCAACUGAUAACCUAAAGAAGAAGCCGGUACUGGCUGUCCCCCAUGUGCCUGAGGCCCAAUAUGAGGAUAGUAUUGUCGAGAGAGUCCUCGGCCGAAUCGAUUCAGCGAAACGGUCUGCUAUCCUUGUGGAUGGGGAAACUAGAGGUUUGGAAAUACUUGAUCUGGUAGAAGAGUUGUCUAAGCAGACGAUGUGGCCUACUUGGACGACAAUCUUCGGCAAGGGCCUCAUCAACGAGUCCAUGCCCAACGUUUAUGGUAUCUUUCAGGGAAAAUAUGCCCUUGAAAGCUGGAAAGAGUAUUUCCAAACAGCCGAUCUUAUCCUUCAUUUUGGGCCUCAUCUUAGUGACACCAAUUCAUUUGGCUUUUCAGCUGUUCCCAGAGAAAAUGUCACCAUAGCCAUUUCUCAACACACCGUGCGGGUAGAUGGGGUGCUCUUCCGGGAUCUCCCUCCCCGUCGCUUCAUGUCUAAAAUUCUCUCAAGCUUGCAGCCUUCGAAACUCGGUGCACAAGGCCCUCCGCACCACCCACCGCCGGCGGUAGAUCUGGAUAAAUCCUUACCUCUUACACAGAAGCACUUUUAUCACUAUAUCAAUUCCAUCUUUAAUGAAGGAGACAUCAUCCUUGCCGAGACAGGCACCGCGGCUCAUGGAUGUCGGCAGUUCAAGCUCCCACCCAAGAGCCGGCUUCUCACUGCUGUCACCUGGCUCUCCAUCGGCUACAUGGUCCCAGCUGCUCUUGGGGCUGCUCUUGCACAAAGGGAGAUUCUCGGAUGUAGUGACCACCGCAGAGAUGGAGUUUCGGGCAAAGAGCGCGUGGUUCUCUUUGUUGGCGAUGGCAGUCUUCAGAUGACUGUGCAAGAAAUCAGCACCAUGAUAAAGGAAGGUUUAAAUAUCACUAUCAUAAUCCUUAACAACAACGGGUAUACGAUUGAGAGGGCAAUACAUGGGAGGAAGCAGCGGUAUAACGAUAUCGCGAGUUGGGACCAUGCCCAUAUCCUCCCCCUACUAGGGCAGCAAAGCUCAGCCUUGGAAAGUUUCCCCCGGGCAAGAACAUGGGGAGAACUAGAAGCGAUUAUUGGAUCUGUAGAAUUCACUUCGGGGAAGGGAGUUAUGAUUAUUGAGGUAUUUUUUGAUCAAGAGGAUUGCGAGGGAAGCUUGCGAGAGAUGUUGAACGAACAGAUACGGAAGGGAUAA
Messenger RNA from Clonostachys solani, 1740 nucleotides. Lineage: Eukaryota; Fungi; Ascomycota; Sordariomycetes; Hypocreales; Bionectriaceae. The record is from the annotation of a GenBank genome assembly.